AGUGGGCGUGUCCUGAUGUGUGGUCCAUCUUUCAGAGACUUUGUGGAGCACAACUACGUGACCCUAAAGAAGUCCAACCCAGACUUCCCCAUCCUGAUCCGGGAGUGUUCUGGAGUCCAGGCCCGGCUCUGGGCCCGAUACGAGCUGGGGACAGAGAGGAGCGUCUCCGUGGACAACAUGUCAGCGGAUCAGAUCGCCAUCACUCUGCAGAACCUGGUCGGGUCCAAACCUUAAGCCCCGCCCCCUCUCAGCCAACCCCCUCAGUGUGUAGAUCUGAAUAAAGAUGUAGCUGGUUCUGA
Molecule: messenger RNA, 299 nt
Organism: Nematolebias whitei (Rio pearlfish)
Lineage: Eukaryota; Metazoa; Chordata; Actinopteri; Cyprinodontiformes; Rivulidae
Gene: ndufa2
Product: NADH:ubiquinone oxidoreductase subunit A2
Exons: 2
Coding region: 16-234 (72 amino acids)
Source: RefSeq, a predicted model, not a curated record